AUGUACGCUGUGCCCAUUGCGAUCACCUUUCUCUCCUUGGUAUGCCUGGUUGUCGCGCUGCGUCUGUACACGCGAUUACAUAUGGUUCGGACACCAGGCAUGGAUGAUCUGCUGAUCGUCGGUGCGCUGGCGGCCGACAUUGUGUUCUUCGCCUUCCUAAUAGUUGAGGUCCAAAACGGCUUAGCCGAGAAGAAGGCACAGCUCAGUGAAGACGUUGUACGAAAACAACUCAAGGCUCUCUACAUCACGAUUCCACUCUACAACCUCUCUCUGACCCUGACCAAACUGUCCUUGAUAUUCCUUUACAAGCGCCUCUUCCCGACGAAGUCCUACCAAAUCAUCCUGGCCAUAACCUUAUGUUUUGUGGUCGCCACGGGGCUGUGGAUGGUGUUCAGCGCAAUCCUGUUUUGUAACCCUAUUCGCUCGUUCUGGGACACCUCGCUGCCGCACACCUGCCUUCCGGAGACGGUCGUCUGGAGUCUGAACGCCGCGUUCCAGAUCUCGACGGACCUGCUCCUUGUGAUCCUGCCGAUGCCCGUGCUGGCGAAGCUGCAGAUCCCGAAACGCCAGAAGGUCGCGCUGAUUCUCAUUUUCGCGUUGGGGUUCUUCGUCUGCGCAACGAGCAUCAUCCGCCUGACGACGAUCGUGCACCUCGUCCGAUCACCCGACUUCACAGAAGGAAACGGCCUAGCAGCAACCUGGUCCUUCAUCGAAUGCAACGUCGCCAUCAUCUGCGCCUGCCUACCCCCACUCCGCCCCUUCAUCAUCCGCUUCUUCCCGCACCUGAUGCCCUCCCGCGCGCGCUCCUACCACCCGCACCCGCCGCGCGAGAAACUGUCGCGACCCAGCCGCACCCCCGCCGGCGGCGGCGGUAGCAGCAGCAGCAACGCCGUGCUAAGCAGCAGCCAGAACCCGUUUGCGCCGGCAAGCGCCAGCUACGUGACCAGCGUCGCGGGGACGUUCUCCAUGGAUAGUCUCUGUCUUGGGCUGGGGGACUCCGGGCAGAGCCAUCCGCAUUCUCAUCAUCAACGGCAUCUUGAGGCGGAGGCGGAUGGAAUUCAGGUUGUGCAGGAGUUGAGGUGGGAUUCUUUUGCUGUUGCGGAGGGGGGGCAGGGGGUUGGGGUUGCGGUUUGA
Molecule: messenger RNA, 1134 nt
Organism: Aspergillus homomorphus CBS 101889
Lineage: Eukaryota; Fungi; Ascomycota; Eurotiomycetes; Eurotiales; Aspergillaceae
Exons: 6
Coding region: 1-1134 (377 amino acids)
Source: RefSeq, a predicted model, not a curated record